AUGUUUUGCAAGAGUCGAGGGCAGGGAAACGAGCUGCAAGUGUUGCCUUCUGAAAUUUCUAAGAAAGAACGGGUGUACAAAUCUCAGUCUGAGACCCAGUCUGUACCCUCAAAAGAAAUAACUGGCCGAGAACUUCUUGAGUUCAUGCAACAGCCAGGCCUGAAGAAAACUGGAUUCAAAAUGAACAAGUACAUUAAGAAUGUGGCAUCCGGUGGGGUCCUACCUGAAAUUACUGAAGAGGGUCAUAUUCCAUCACCCAGUCAUCGUAAAUUAGUUGCUGUCCUCAACAAAGAUGCUGAAUUUGUCCCAACGUCAGUCCAUGGGGAGACUAAAAUGCCAACGCACCAGUCCAUACCAGGUCAGAUACUGUCUCCAACACCAGGUCCAAUGAAAUCAUUGCCCCAAACAUCUCAAGUCAGCUCACCCUCUUCUACACUGUUUACUAAUAUCAGAUCACCAUCUCCAAGUUAUAUGCAGUCACCAUCACCCACCCAAAUUAGAUCGCCUCCACCACCUCAAGUGAAGUCCCCAGUUUCAGACCCUCCCCAAAGGGCUAAUGUCCACUCCUCUUCCUCCUUCCAGGUUUCCCACAUGAGAUCCCCUCCACCACCCCCACCACCACAAAGAAAUUCACCUGCACUAUCUGCUCAGCUUAGCUCACAACCAACCCAAGUGUGGUCACCAUCUUCUAUCCCCUCAGCCCAGGUAUGGUGCCCGCCAUCUCAUGUAAGAUCGCCUUCACCUGCACAGGUAAAAUCACCCCUUCCUUUCCAACAAACCAUGGUAAGGUCACCACCUCCACAGGUAAAAUCCCCUCCCCCCCUUUCUCGUUCACAGGUAAGAUCUCCUCCUGCCCCUCCUCGUGCACAUGUAGGAUCCCCUUCUCCUCCUCCACGUUCACUGGUAGGCUCUCCUCAUCUGCAUGCACAAAAUAAAGGGUCUCAAGAAACGGACGUUUGCUCAUUUGUCUCCCCUGUUUCCUUCCCAGACAAUACUGCCAUCUUUGAAGUAUAUGACAAUGUUGAUCUAUCUGUAUCAGUGAGUGCUAAUGAAGAAGAUUCCAGAGACGUUUGUGAGGUUACAAUGCAGGAAAAUGAAUCUGUGGAGAAAAGAUCUGUACAAGAAAUAGAGGCUUGCAUAGUUGUCUCCCCUGUUUUCUCAGCAGAGGGAACAACUUCUCAUGAAGAGCAUAAGGAUGUUACUACUCCUGUGCUAGUUAAUGACAAGGAGGAAGAUUCUACUAAAUUAUAUGAAGCUCCUGUUGGGGAAAAUGAAUCUUAUGAUGGUGAGGACAUCUCCUUUUCAGUUGUCCUUGAAGAUUCUUUUGACACUGAAAUUAUCACCCCAACUGAAGAGCUUGAAAAUCUCUGGGUUAAUCCAAGUCCAAUGCCAAAUGAAUAUCUGCCUGACAAAUCUACUGCUGAUGAGUUUACAAUUCCCACAGAAAGAGACAUUACAGACUUUGAUAUCCAACCAGAUAGAGUUGAAGCAUGUGAACCUGAGACAGAAAGUAUAUCUAGUAAGAGUUUAGAAUGUCUCCCAGUAAAACCUUUGUUAGUAGAAGAUCCCACUCUUGUAGCAGUUACUGAAAUUGAGACAACAUUCAAACCAGAAGUGAUUUCAGAUUGGAUGACUGUGCCAGAUGUCAGUUCGGAACCACUCCCUUCUAGUCCUGAAGAUGUUUCUACUGUUGUUCUCCAAGAAGCAGAAGCACCUCCAGUUAAAGAGGUGUCUGACUAUGCAGUUACUCCAGAGACACUUACGGAGAGUAUUACUGUUCCUGGCAGUGCCACAGAGUCCACUGAACUGGCACCUUUCAUUUCAGUCAUUUCCCUUAUAGAGCCAGAGAUGCCAGUGUUUGAAACUCCACCUGAAGUUUUUGAUAUUCCUGUACAAAAUCUGGUUUCCACAGAGGUAAAUGCUGGUGCAUUUGCUGAAAUAUUAGAGCAAAAAGCCAUAUUAUAUGCACCUUCUGAAAAAGAAGACAGCAAUCUGACUGAAGAACAAGAAAUAUCCUUUGACCAACUGAAACAGACUAUCAAAGAAGAAAUGCUAAAGUCUGAAGAUAUCAGUAAAGUGCUUGUCUUAGAGAGCAUGAAAAGCUCUGGGCCAAAUGGGUCACCAGAUGAUUGUGAAUAUGAAGAUGCUAUUUGUUACAGCUCUGAUGAUUCCCUUACAUUUGAAGACACCCUCACAUCGCCAGUAUUGCCACGACGUGUUUACAAAGAAGUUGUUCGUGCCGAGAUAGGAUCUCGGGUAGAAACACUUCAGUCUUGGGCAAAACCAGAACCCUUGAAAUCCUGGCCCAACCAAGAAAACUUACAAUUGUGUACUGAAGAAGAGGCUACGGAUCUGGCUGAAGAUCUGAAUUCAGAAGAAUUUCAUGAGGCUGAAGAUGGUAUUUCAAAUAAGGAUGAGGUUCCUUUUAAUUCUGAUCAGCAACAGUUGGUGUAUACACUGCCAACUAUUUAUGAAGCCACUGAAGAAUCUCUUGAAGAAGAACGAAGAAUUCUUCGUGAGAUUGACCAUGUCGACCAGCUGAUUGGUGAAUGUGUAGAAACCUUAGAAAUGUCACCUGUGGAACUGGCCCAAGUCCAGGAGCAAGAUCCAAUUCUUCGAGGUACUGAGUUACCAGAUUUUAUCUCUGAGAUGAAAUUUGAAAGAGAUGUCCGAAUAGGUUCAGUUCUCUGUGGUCUUGCCAAUCUCAAGAAUGGCCCUGUUCUUCCUGCAGGUACUGAUGAUUCUGCUACUCUCUUUGGUGAGCUCAAGAGAUCCCAAGGUUUAACAGCUUUGGAUCAGAUCUGUGCUGACCAGUCUUCAGAAAGCCCAGUUCAGGAUGGUAGUCCUGAAGAAAAGGUUUCUGAUAAUAUCGGUCCAGAGAUUUCUUCCGAUGAAGAAAUCUUUCAUUCAAUACCAUACAAUGUUGACACAGAAAAAUUUGAAGAGGAAAUCCUACCUGCAAUGUCCAGAAAGGUUAUCUUUGACAAAAUGGGUGUAGGAAAGGUACUAGAAGAAAAGCUUGAAGAAACAGAAGAUGAAAUUUCUCCUCCUCAAACUCGUUCUGAAAAAACAUCUGAAGAUGAGGAAGACAGUGUCAAAAAUUGGAUGGUAGAAGCUGGUAAGACUGAACUGCAGUUGCCAUCGGUGAUGCCAACACAGCAGUCACUGGCUGACAAAUUUGAAAACUUGAUUGAAUAUUUAGAAUCAGAUGCUGCUAAAGAAUUACAAGAAUUUGAACGGAUUGAGUCUGCCUGUGAGCGACUGUCCAAAGAGCAUCGCAAAGACAGUGUUGUUAGUGACGUCUCACUUGGGAAUCUUGAAAAAUCUGAUGAUUUUGAGAUGUUGAUCAAAUCUCUGGAUUCAGAACUUGAAGAUGAUAGGACUCAGAAUGUCCUUACCAACCCCAAGGAAGACCUUGUUCCAGGAGUGGUCCUUGCUCCAAUUAAUGAAGAUUGCCAAAAAAUGGACAUUUGUGAUUCUGAUGAUCAUGUCAAUCACCCUAAAGAUUUUGGGACUUUGUCAUCCAAAGAAGAUUUUUUUGAUGCCUAUUCUGAAGCAGAGUACUCCGAGUACAUGCUCUGCAGAGAUCCUGAAGAUUCUGGUUAUGUUGAUGCUGUUCCUAUUGAAGAUACUACCGAUGAUGAUUUCAAGAAGCUGAUGAUGCUUAAACGGUCAAAGAUUCAGGCUAUGACUCAAAGUGCGUCUCCGCAAGCAGAUGAAGAGGUCAAUGAAGACACACAAAGCUGCACUGAUAGCGAUUACCUCAAUUACAUGAGGGAUAGAGAAAUGGAAACUUAUGAACUGAUGACAUCAGAAGUACCUGUAAUGUCAUGUAAAGCAACUGACAUACAAAACCCAGCCUUAUCCAUCAAUGAAAAAGCUGUUCCUCCUUCAGAAUUUGUUAUAACUUCUCUGGAAUCAGAACAGGAACAUGGAACCAUUUCUGAAGACAUCUCUUUGAUGCCAGCUUCUUCGAUUGAAACAAAUGAAAUGCCUGUGGUUGUCAGUGAUGAAAUUGAAGAAGAAUAUUUCACCAUAAGAGGUGCCGAACACACUGUGGAAAAGGCAUUUGAAUAUCUUUUAUCAUCCAAAACAGCAUUAUUAAAAGAUAAUAAAACUUCCCCAGAAUCAAAUACAUUUAGUUCAGCAGAACAUUCAGGUUCAACAUCUGUGAAAGAAUUUGUUGCCCUUCAAACUGGGGAUUCACUAGAAGGUGAAGCAAUCAAACUUAGUAAUAAAGACAAUGUUCUUGAAGGUGACAAUAUUUCUAUUACUGAGACACAAUCCAAAAAUGAGGAAUUAGCUUCAGUUACUUCCUUGAAGCAACCAGCCCCUGUUGCCCCUCCUCCAUCAUCAUCUUCACCAAAGCAACCAGCCCCUGUUGCUCCUCCUCCAUCAUCAUCUUCACCAAAGCAACCAGCCCCUGUUGCUCCUCCUCCAUCAUCAUCUUCCCCAAAGCAACCAGCCCCUGUUGCUCCUCCUCCUUCAUCAUCUUCACCAAAGCAACCAGCCCCAAUAGCUCCUUCACCAUCAUCCUCACCAAAGCAAUCAGCUCCAGUUGCUCCUUCUCAGUCCUCAUCAUCACCACCAAAGCAACCAGCCCAAAUAGCUCCUUCACCAUCACCCUCACCAAAACAACCAGCCCCAGUUGCUCCUCCAUCGCCUUCAUCCUCAUCAAAGCAACAAGCCCCUAUUGCUUCUUCAUCAUUAUCAUCAUCUCUCCAGUCUUCAGCAAUCAAUACAUCCCAAGCAGAGACAACCACAUCUAGUAGUGUCUCCUUAGAAUCAAACAGGGAUGUUACAUCCAUAGCACUGGCUUCAAAGGUCCCAGUAAAAAUCAAAAGUGGGACAGAAUUAUCAGAAUCCUACCAGAGAAAAGCUGCAUUUCUUUCCAGUGUCCCACAACCAGUUGAGGAUUCUUUCCUUCACAGGGGUUCUUCCUCUUCAUCUUUGUCUGAAUUAAAAUUUGUGCAGCCACCACCAUUGCCUCGUUCUUUGAGAGAUCAGGAACCUCCUCAGCCACCAGCUCGAGAGCAUUCAAUGGAUAACAUUCCAUCAGAUUCCUUGAAAUCUGAGAGCACCAAUGGGGCACCACUAUGUGCUCCUGAAGAUACAAAGAUCAUCAAUCCUUCUCUGGAACACUCUAAGACUGCUCAUAGCAAUGGUUUGGAUGAAUCCUCAACAUUAGCCAAGUCCUCCCAAAGUCAAAGUUUGAUACGGACAAAUUCCCCUGCAAAACGAUUUCGGGACCUAAAACAUUUCUCCAGAAUCAGUAACAUGACAUACAACGAAGUCAUUGAAAUGGAAGAAGAAGAAGAUCGAAGACGCUAUGAUUUUGGCACAAGUCGGCGCCUUAGAGAAAUGAGGUACUUUGGUCGAAUGUGUCGUGUUGACUCUGAAGAGUCCAUGAUGUCUAAGAAAUCUGUCAGUUCUGAUUCUGGAAUUUUGGCUGGCUAUCAUGAUCUUAAACACUCCAGUGGUAUGACCACAUCAUCCACCUCAUUACAAGCCCCUGGUGCUUCAGCCGUUGGUGGGCACAGACCUAAAGGCAUGUCAGAUUCUGCCGUUUCAAUUGAUAAUCCUAAAGAAUUUGAGCCAAUCAUGUCCUAUGUAACAUACAGUCAGUCUGAAAAUGCAUCUCCAGCGGAAAUACAGCGGUAUUCAUCAUCAGUCAGUGGACGAGCAAACACACUCCAGCCAUCAGACAGACACCGUCAGGAUGUUAGUGCCUAUGGGAGGAUUCAGAAAGGACAUGACAUUACCCGCAGUACUCAUAGCUUGGAUUAUCAUGCAGGGCAUUCCAGAUUUGUGCACCCAGGUGUUGGAUUGGGUGACCAGGAUGUGGCCAGUCAGGGUUUUCAGGAUUCUGGAUUAUGUGCUUCAAAUUUCUCGGUCAGUGGUCAAGAUUCGGAUGAUAGCAGAUCAAUGGUGUCUUCGGUUUCUUUCAUUAGGCCAGUGGAGAAUAUUGUGAUGGACGAUGAUAGCGAGUCAAUUUAUGAGGAUGUUGCAAUGUACCCUAGUUCAGAGACACUGUCAAUGAGAUCAGAUGCCGGAUCAGUAAAAUCAUUGAGCAAACUGAAAAAGCCACCACCUCCACCUCCAUCUCAAACAAUCACUCGUUCACUGGGGGGCUCAUCCCCUCCUGUACCCCCUUUCCCUGUAUUCCUCAACCUGGAUGACCCACUUCUUAAGCAAGGUGUUCCUAGUGCCUCAAGUGAUUGCAACUACAGUUACCAGUCCUCGGAAUACAAAACAAGUUCAUCGACCUGUUCUACUUUAGAUAGAGAGAGCACCCUUGGCAGAGGCAGUGGCUUUUCAGUGCAUGACGGACAUGUAUCAGCCUUUACACCCUUGCAGCCAAUGCCUCCUGCAAUGGGCAUGCCAGACGUAGCUGAACAACACUCAACAUCAUCCCACAGUUACUCAAAGACGGAAUCCAUGGAGUCUAAGUCUGAGACGUUCCAGAAAAAUCAGCAAACAAAGAUGGAGCAUACAGAACAGUAUGCAGCAUCAUCCUCCUCUUUUUCAUCUUCGUCUUAUUCAUCCCAACAACAGCAUCAACAGGCAUGCUCACAGCCUCCACCACAACUGAUGGUGAUGGACCAAAAUCAGAUGACCCCGCCUGCAGCUUUUCCUCUACCACCAGAUUAUGAAUUGAAGCCAUCUGAGCAGAGCCAUAUUUAUAAGAAGAUAGAACGGAACGAACCAGCAAAGUCUUUUGAUGGAAAUCUGCAGUUGUCACAAGAGAAUCGGGAUAUUGUUACUGGACAGGAGAUUCCAAUUUCGCAACAGUUUGAAUCGAGUGUGUCCGAACAGCAGAGCCAAGCUUUGUCCGAGCAGCAGUCUUCUGUGACAUCUGAAGUUACAGAGAGCUCUCCCCCCACCCGAGCUUCCUUUCUUUUUCUUUUUUUUUUUUGUAUUUUCUCUUUAUUCCUUUUUUCUUUCUUUUUUCUCUCUUUUUUCUCUCUUUAUUUCUUUUUUUCUCUCUUUAUUUCUUUUUUUGCAUUCCAGUUCAAGUUCAUCCAAAUCCUUGCAGCUUUGAAUGCUUUUGUCCGCCAGAUGUCAGGGACAUCAUCAGCCGUGACGUCCACCCAGCUACAACAACAACAGCAGCAGAUGAAUAGUCAGAGUUAUGUGCAAAAUGCGUAUCCCCAGACACAGUCCCACUACCAGGAGAUACCGACACAUCCUCCCCAAACAGCAUCUACUGCUACGCGUGAACUGGACGAGCUGAUGGCCUCACUUUCAGAGUUCAGGCUUUUUUUAUUCCUAUCUUUUUUCUUGUUUUUGCUUUUUCCUUUUGUUUUUCUCCUUUUAUUUCUGUUUUUCUCCUUUUAUUUCUGUUUUUCUCCUUUUAUUUCUGUUUUCCUCCUUUUUUUCUGUUUUCCUCCCUUUUUUCUGUUUUUUUCCCUUUUUUCUUUUUUGUUUUUCUCCUUUUUUCUGUUUUUUUCCCUUUUUUGUUUUUCUCCUUUUUCUGUUUUUCUCCUUUUUCUGUUUUUCUCCUUUUUCUGUUUUUCUCCUUUUUUCUGUUUUUCUCCUUUUUUUUUGUUUUUCUCCUUUUUUUUCUGUUUUUCUCCUUUUUUUUCUGUUUUUUCUCCUUUCUUUCUGUUUUUUCUCCUUUCUUUGUUAUUUUUUUCUCUUUUUUUCUGUUUUUCUCUUACUUUUUACUUUUUUUCUUUCUUUUUUUCUUUCUUUUUUUUCUGUUUUUAUAUGACUUUUCUUUUGCCCUCAUUUUUAAUUCAUUUUUGA
Acanthosepion pharaonis is the source of this 7749-nucleotide messenger RNA. NCBI's taxonomy places the organism in Eukaryota, Metazoa, Mollusca, Cephalopoda, Sepiida, Sepiidae. The record is from the annotation of a GenBank genome assembly.